Molecule: messenger RNA, 2014 nt
Organism: Lycium ferocissimum
Lineage: Eukaryota; Viridiplantae; Streptophyta; Magnoliopsida; Solanales; Solanaceae
Product: probable CoA ligase CCL11
Exons: 1
Coding region: 167-1825 (552 amino acids)
Source: RefSeq, a predicted model, not a curated record
CACCUGUAUCAUUGAUUAUGCAAUGCUUUCCUCAUUUUCCUUCAGUAUUAAAGCAGAAAACCUCUCAAGUUAACAUUGCACUACUCAAAUAAUCUGGCAACUUGCCAAAACCAUAUCAAGCCUUGUAGAAAGAAAAAGAUAGCUCUAAUUGUCUAUAUAACCAUAUAUGGAUCAAUUGAAACCAAGUUCUGUUAAUUCAUGUCCACUUACUCCAUUAACAUUCUUGGAAAGAGCUGCUAUAGCUUAUGGAGAAAGUAUUUCCAUCGUCUACAACUCUACUACUUACACUUGGUCCGAAACAUUUGCUCGAUGCCUACGCCUCGCUUCCUCAAUUUCCUCCCUCAUUGGUAUAAAAAAAGACCAAGUUGUUUCUGUUUUGGCUCCUAAUAUUCCACCAACUUUGGAGCUACAAUUUGCUGUCCCAAUGGCUGGUGCUGUCCUCAACAACAUCAAUACUCGUCUCGAUGCUAAAACUGUCUCGGUUCUGCUCCAACAUAGUGAAUCCAAGCUCGUUUUUGUCGAUUACCAACUAUAUUCUUUGGUACUUCAAUCAAUUUCAUUGUUUCCAUCUAACAUGAACCCUCCAAUUGUUGUGCUUAUUGAAGAUGAAAAGUCUGUUUCAUUUUCAAGAAACUUGGAUUUCGAUGAAUUCACUACUUAUGAGGCAAUGUUGGUGAAGGGGAAUUCAAAUUUCGUUUGGGUUCGACCUGAGAAUGAUUGGGACUCAAUGACAUUGAACUACACAUCAGGUACAACAUCUUCGCCUAAAGGAGUGGUGCAUUCUCAUAGAUCUCUUUUUAUUAUAACGGUUGAUUCUUUAAUCGAUUGGUCUGUACCAAGUCAUCCAGUGUAUCUAUGGACACUCCCAAUGUUCCAUUCUAAUGGAUGGAGUUACACAUGGGGUAUGGCUGUAGUUGGUGGGACCAACAUAUGUCUUCGAAAAUUCGAUGCGAAUGUUGUGUUUCAUGCCAUAAUUAAAUAUAAUGUCACACAUAUGUGUGGUGCACCCGUGGUACUCACUAUGCUAGCCAAUUCCCCUUGUGCUAAGCCCUUAAAAAAUCCGGUGCAUUUUCGUACCGGUGGGGCCCCUCCCCCUGCCACCGUGGUUCUCCGAAUCGAAUCAUUGGGAUUUGUGGUGAACCAUGGGUAUGGGAUGACGGAGGUGGCAGGGGUGGUGGUGUCAUGUAUUUGGAAGCCUAAGUGGAACAAAUUAUCUGCGAAUGUGAAGGCGAAAUUGAAGUCUAGACAAGGAAUUAGGAGCAUAGGAAUGACGGAAGUGGACGUGGUGGAUCCAGAAUCUGGAGUCAGUGUAAAACGCGACGGGUUGACAAUGGGGGAAAUUGUAUUAAGGGGUGGAUGCAUAAUGUUAGGUUAUUUGAAAAAUCAAGAAGCUACGUCAAAAUGCAUGAAAAAUAACUGGCUUUAUACAGGUGAUGUAGCAGUUAUGCACCCUGAUGGAUACUUAGAAAUUAAAGACAGAUCUAAAGAUAUUAUUAUUAGUGGAGGUGAAAAUGUGAGCAGUGUUGAAGUUGAAUCAGUGCUUUAUUCAAACACUUUUAUUAAUGAGGCAGCAGUUGUAGCAAGGCCAGAUGAAUUUUGGGGUGAAACACCUUGUGCUUUUGUUAGUUUAAAGAUGGAAUUGAAACGAAAGCCAAAGGAGAAAGAAAUUAUUGAUUUCUGUAGGGAAAGAUUGCCACAUUAUAUGAUACCAAAGACUGUAAUUUUUAUGAACGAACUUCCAAAAACAGCAACUGGGAAAAUUCAGAAGUUUUCUCUAAGAGAAAUUGCCAAUGGUAUGGGGUCAUUACCUGCCAGUCGAAUGUAAGCACAGAAUUUCAUAUAAAUUCUUUCUCAUACUAUAUAAUUGGAAAGGUCUUUUUCUUUUUCUUUUUUUAAAUUACAGUUGAUUCUUUCUGUCAAAUGAUCUUAAAUUUAUUCAAAAAGUGCAUAAUAAUGUGCAAUUUAUUGUAUUGUACUCUAUAUGUGUAAUUUUCUGUCCUGUAUUUAAGCAAAA